AUGGAGCAGGAGAAGCACGAGGCGAUGAUGCAGAAGGCAGGGGCAGACAUUUGCAAAGACAAGUUGAAGGGUGGCAACAGGUCUGAAAGCUUCUCCGUCUUCUCCAGUCAGGUCAAGGACAAGCUGAAGGCUGACCGCGAAGAUGUGGAGCGCCGGGAGUUUGCCAUGCACGCCCUCCAGGACAACCCAAAGUGGCACAUCCAACAGGAGGCUCUCAUUGGCCACCCAGUCCGAGUCAUCCACAUUACGAAGCAUAGAGAUUUGCCCAUGUUUGCCGGCCCAAUGCUGCGCCUGUUCUUGUGUGCGCUUCUGGGCCUAGUAGCUGGCGUGCCUCGCGUGGCUGUGGUAGGUGCUGGCAUCAACGGGGCUUCAGCUGUUCAUUUUCUCAGGGAGCUGCUGGGAGACGGUGUGGAUAUCACAGUCUACGAGGCGAGCCGCGAGCCAGGCGGCCGGACCUUGACGAGGACCUUUGCCAAUGUUACCAUCGACGUGGGCGGCACUGCAAUCUAUUCGCGGAACAGGUACAUCUCAGGCUUUGCGAAGAGCUUCGGAUUAUUGCCUGCAGGGGGAGAUGAUGGCGUGAACUCAGACAUCGGCAUCUGGGACGGCGACGAGUUUCGCAUCAAGGUGGAUUCAGACAGCAAGCUGGACCUCGGAGCCAAGCUGCUUUGGCGAUACGGGCUGUCGCCUCUUCAUGUGAUUCCUGCUGUGCGCAAAGCCGUUGACAGCUUCGACAGAAUCUACAGCCUUCAAGAUCAGCAGCAAAGCUUCAAGACUCCUGCGGAGCUCUUCGAUGCCCUGGGCGUUUUCAACCUGACCCAGACCUCUGCCUAUGACUACUUUGCGAGCCUUGGUGUUGGCCAGAAGUUUGUCCGAGAGAUGGUUGAUGGUGCUUCCAGGUGCAACUACAAUCAGCCUGGUACCCUCAACAGCUUCGCAGACUUGAUUUCCCUGGCGGGUGUGGGUGUGGGAGGUCACGUUUUUGGACUUGCGAAUGGAACCCAGGCCAUCUCGCGCGGGCUUCUUGCAUCCGCAACGCGGGUUCGACUGGGAGAGCGGGUGGUUCGGGUUACUGCGAAUGCAACAGGCUACACGGUGCAGUCCACAAAAAGGUCCGAGCACUUUGAUGGCGUGAUCUUAGCAACGCCUCUGGAGCUAACUGCCAUCCAGCUGCCUGCAGAAGCCAGGCAGCACGCGGGAAGCGGGAGGAGGUACCAGGCCACCUAUGUGACCUUCGUUCACGGACAGCUCAAUGAGACUUAUUUCCGAUUGAAAGCUACCAAUGCCAAGACGGUCCCGGGAACAGUUCUCACAACGGAGGACUCUUCGUCUCCUUUCUCUUCGUUUGGAGUUCACAGGAAGUUCCCUGAUGGGUCGAUGGUUGUGAAGCUGUUCUCGCGGCGGCAGCUUCAUGAUUCGGACAUCCAGCCGCUCUUUCCAAGGGUUCCGCACUCGGUGAAGCUGCAGCGCGAGGUUGAGGUUGAACGGGUCGCAGCAGAAGCAUUGAUGCAACCUUUGCAUGGACCAAUAUUGUCAUCACCUCAGGGCGGCCUUGUUAAAACUGUAGGCAAAAUCCGCCCGAGGUGCGCCACCUGCAGCUCCGUAGAAUCCUGA
Messenger RNA from Symbiodinium pilosum, 1614 nucleotides. NCBI's taxonomy places the organism in Eukaryota, Dinophyceae, Suessiales, Symbiodiniaceae. The record is from the annotation of a GenBank genome assembly.